Messenger RNA from Hippopotamus amphibius kiboko, 1019 nucleotides. Its product is annotated as glutathione S-transferase theta-3-like. Gene Ontology annotation, cellular component: cytoplasm. The record is from RefSeq and is a predicted model, not a curated record. The transcript has 5 exons. Gene Ontology annotation, molecular function: glutathione transferase activity. The coding region runs from base 60 to 782 and encodes 240 amino acids. Gene Ontology annotation, biological process: glutathione metabolic process. Lineage: Eukaryota; Metazoa; Chordata; Mammalia; Artiodactyla; Hippopotamidae.
GGUUCCCGCUCGCCGUUCGUGCCCUCGGUCCUGCCCCCGCCCCAUCCCCCGCCUCCGCCAUGGGCCUGGAGCUCUACCUGGACCUGCUGUCCCAGCCCUGCCGCGCCGUCUACAUCUUCGCCAAGAAGAACGGCAUCCCCUUCGAGCUGCGCAAGGUGGACCUGCUCAAAGGCCAGCAGCACAGCGAUGACUUUGCCCAGGUGAACCCCCUGAGGAAGGUGCCAGCCUUGAAGGAUGGGGACUUCACCUUGGCUGAGAGUGUGGCCAUCCUGCUGUAUCUGACCCGAAAGUAUGAGGCCCCUGCCCACUGGUACCCCCAGGACCUGCAGGCCCGAGCCCGUGUGGACGAGUACCUGGCGUGGCAGCACACGGCGCUGCGGACCAGCUGCACCCGGGCCAUGUGGCAGAAGAUGUUGUUCCCUGUGUUCCUGGGCCAGCGAGUUCCCCCUGAGACCCUGGCAUCUACUCUGGCCGAGCUGGACAGAUGUCUGCAGCUGCUUGAGGACAAGUUCCUGAAGGACCAGGACUUCCUGGCUGGGCCCCACAUCUCAGUGGCGGACUUGGUGGCCAUUACAGAGCUGAUGCACCCCGUCAGCGCUGGCUGCGACAUCUUCAAAAGCCGGCCUAAGCUGGCUGCGUGGCGCCAGCGCGUGGAAGCUGCGGUGGGGGAGGACCUCUUCCAGGAGGCCCAUGCGGUCAUCAUGAAGGCCAAGGACCUGCCUCCAGCAGACACUGCCGUGAAGGAGAAGUUGAAGCCCCUCAUUCAGCUUUUGUUGCAGUGAGUACGGGGCAGGCCUGCAGAACCACUGUAGAUGGAGCUCUGUCCUCAGAAUGAAGAGAUGGCGCUGCCUCCCCUCGGCUAUGAGAAAGACACGCUGCACAGGGUCCAGUCCACAGUGCCCCCCACACACCAGUCCUGCGUUCCUUCUUCCAUCUGUCUGCGAACUUCACCCUUGCCCCUUGCACACUGACUUCCAGGUGACCGCUGGAAAAAGCUUUAGUAAACAGAUGUGACUCUG